Daphnia carinata is the source of this 1829-nucleotide messenger RNA. RefSeq names its product putative fatty acyl-CoA reductase CG5065. The record is from RefSeq and is a predicted model, not a curated record. Gene Ontology annotation, biological process: long-chain fatty-acyl-CoA metabolic process. The coding region runs from base 115 to 1599 and encodes 494 amino acids. The transcript is spliced from 9 exons. Gene Ontology annotation, molecular function: alcohol-forming very long-chain fatty acyl-CoA reductase (NADP+) activity. Gene Ontology annotation, cellular component: peroxisome. Lineage: Eukaryota; Metazoa; Arthropoda; Branchiopoda; Diplostraca; Daphniidae.
CCAACCCGCAAUUGUAACGCGAAAAGUAUCUGUCUCUAAAGCUUGUCUUACCCUGUUAUUCCAUUUCUUAAAUUUUUUAGUAGUUCCAUAACGCGAGAAGAACAAAACAAAAAAAUGAAAGAAUCGAAAAUUGCUGAAUUUUACCAAGACAAAAGCAUUUUCAUUACUGGUGCAACAGGAUUUAUGGGAAAAGUGCUUGUGGAAAAACUAUUGAGAUCCUGUCCCGGAAUAGAACGCGUUUAUCUCUUGUUGAGACCUUCAAAGGGAAAGGAUGUCACUUGUCGUCUUGAAGAGCUCAUCAACAAUGAAGUGUUUCACGCCUUGCGACAAAAUCAACCGGAGAUUGUUAAGAAACUGAUUCCCGUGGCUGGUGACAUUUCUUUAACAUCUCUUGGCCUCUCGGCUGCUGAUCAAGAGCUUCUAAAUUCAUCCGUUUCCGUCGUUUUUCACACUGCGGCACGCAUUAAUUUUGACGACAAUCUUCGUGAGGCGAUUGACGCGAACAUUAAAGGCCCACAAAAAGUCAUCGCAUUUUGCAGUCAAUUAAAAAAUUUGCAGGCUUUCGUCCACGUAUCUACCGUAUUCAAUAAUUUGGAUAAAGGGGAGAUAGACGAAAUCGUUUAUCCGUCACACCUGGAUCCUCUGAAGUUAACGGAAUUUGUAGACAGCAUGGAUGACCAACUUCUUGCCAGCAUAACUAAACAGCUAGUGGGAAAUUGCCCAAACGUUUACGCGUUCACGAAGGCAUUGGGAGAACAAGUGCUUCAAAAAUAUUGCAGUGAAAACAAAAUCCCCUUGGCUAUUGUGAGACCUUCGAUUGUUACGUGUUCGUUACAAGAGCCCAUUCCGGGAUGGAUUGACAACCUUAAUGGACCUAGUGGCUUCAUCGUUGGCGUUGGAAAGGGAUUGUUACGAACUGCUAUAACAGACUGUAAUCUAGUUGGAGACAUGAUUCCCGUUGAUACUGCCAUCAAUUUGAUGAUCGCCGCGGGUUGGAAGAGCGCAAUUGGCGGAAUGCAACAAGACAACGAAGCGAAAGUGUACAAUUGCGUAACAGGAUCGCAUAAUCCUGUCACUUGGCGUAUGUUUAAUCAAUACGGCAUGGCUGGCUGGAUGGAAUAUCCAACAAAAGACAUGGCAUGGUAUCCCAGCAUCAAUUACCACACUCGCCAAAUACCUUAUAAAAUUGAGCAAGCAAUUUACCAUUAUCUGCCGGCUUAUUUCUUUGAUUUUGUUGCUCGAGUUAUCGGGAAGAAACCUAUUAUGGUCACCCUGUACAAUAAAAUCCAUCGAGCAUUAACAUGCCUGGAUUUUUACGUGGUACGUGAAUGGAAAUUUGUCAGCAACAAUCCCAUUCAGCUGUUGGAAGAAAUGACUCCCGACGAUCGGCGCAUGUUUAAUUUUGAUGUCCGUGACAUCAAUUGGGAAAGCUACAUUACCAACUACAUCCUAGGAUGCAGGAGGUUCCUGCUUAAAGACAACAUACAGACGUUACCAAUCGCCAAGAGAAAUUUGAACAGGUUAUACUGGUUGAGGAUUCUACUGCGCUUCAUUCUACUCCUUGUGUUGGGAUUUAUUUUCUACAAAUUUUUCUUUUAACAUUCUUCAAUCAAAUGCGAUUUAUCAAGUUACCAAGAAAAGUAUUAUACGGCAUGGUAGAACCAUUCUGCGUUAUUCCUAUAUCACAAACAGAAAGAAAAUCACACAAUGUUCAUCAGCCUUUGCGGGUUUGCAGGUUUGUUCAACUUUUCGCAAUACACAUGAAAUGCAAAACAUUCACGUAAAAACUUAAACGUUUGUUUUGGCAAUACAAUUGUAUAAAGUUUCAA